Molecule: messenger RNA, 388 nt
Organism: Leptomonas pyrrhocoris
Lineage: Eukaryota; Euglenozoa; Kinetoplastea; Trypanosomatida; Trypanosomatidae
Product: tubulin binding cofactor A-like protein
Exons: 1
Coding region: 11-388 (125 amino acids)
Biological process (GO): tubulin complex assembly; post-chaperonin tubulin folding pathway
Cellular component (GO): microtubule cytoskeleton; cytosol
Molecular function (GO): beta-tubulin binding
Source: RefSeq, a predicted model, not a curated record
GUUAUCUGAAAUGUCCGAGCCCGACACCACAUCGAACCGCUUUGCCGGCAAGGUAAGGCAAGCGGAAGAUCCAACGGAGAAAACCUUGCGAAUCAAAGUCAAUGCGUUAAAGCGCACAAUAAAAGAUCUUGUGUACGCAAAGAACGAAGUUGAUCGUGAGACAGACCGUCUCGAAAAAAUUCGCAGCAAUGAGCCCGAUCGCGUUCCACAGCAGGAGAAGGUCCUUGAUGAGGCUCGGAUGAUGGUUCCACAUUCUGAAAACCGUAUAAUGUCCCUAGUGAAAGACCUUUCUGAUUUUCUUGAGAAAGAAAGUGGUAGCGUUUCCAAUGACGAGCUUGUGGAACUUGCUCGCGCAACUAUCCUUGAAGGCCAAGCUGCAGUAUCGUAA